Messenger RNA from Opisthorchis viverrini, 264 nucleotides. RefSeq lists its product as hypothetical. The transcript is spliced from 2 exons. Lineage: Eukaryota; Metazoa; Platyhelminthes; Trematoda; Opisthorchiida; Opisthorchiidae. The record is from RefSeq and is a predicted model, not a curated record. Bases 1 to 264 code for a protein of 87 amino acids.
AUGCCACCCGAAGGAAGCACGAGGGCUAGGAUAUUGCCAGGUUGCUCAAGCCUAGACAGGGGAAGUCGAGUGGCGGAGGUCGGAUUCGAACCACGAACCUUCCGCGCAAUGGAAAAGCCAGCAAUCAGUGAUGCGGUUGCGGAGGGCGAUGAAUUCAUUUGCUGUGAUGGUCACAGCAGUACGGAGAAUCAUUUAGCUAGCUUCCCUUCCCGAAAAUUCUUAUCAUUUGCUGUGAUGAUCAGAGCAGUACGGAGAAUCAUUUAG